Telopea speciosissima is the source of this 2915-nucleotide messenger RNA. Its product is annotated as switch 2. Gene Ontology annotation, molecular function: ATP-dependent chromatin remodeler activity; ATP binding. NCBI's taxonomy places the organism in Eukaryota, Viridiplantae, Streptophyta, Magnoliopsida, Proteales, Proteaceae. Bases 31 to 2733 code for a protein of 900 amino acids. The transcript is spliced from 8 exons. The record is from RefSeq and is a predicted model, not a curated record.
GAAAAAAGCUUUGAAAAUCGAGAGGAUUCAAUGUCACUGAAUAGCUUCAAAGAGACUCUGAGGCCUUGCAACAGUUUCCCCUCCAUCUCUUUUUACAGACAAUCUUCAAUUACCCAAGAAUCUGAUCCAAUAACAACAUUUCCAAGGAAACCUCCCAAGUCCUCUCUCUCUCAGCAACUCCAACGCCUCGAAGACCCUUCCCCUUUCCAGUCAAAUCAAACCCCACAAACCCAACCAAAUGAUGAAAAAGUAGCGUUCAAUGGGGGAAAGGAAGAUGAUAUUGGUGAUGAUGAAGAGGAAGAAGAAGAGGAAGAGAAAGAAGGCUUCACCCAUCGUUGCCAACGCCGUAGGGAUGAAUCUGUGUCUGCACUCUUUCAAUUUGGUGCGACAGGACCCUUUGAACCUAUGCUCGUCUCUUCUCCAGGCGAAAAUCCAAUAGUUCGGGUUCCUGCUUCUAUCAAUUGUAGGCUUCUUGAACAUCAAAGAGAGGGAGUGAGGUUCUUAUACAGUUUAUACAAGAACAACCAUGGGGGUAUCCUUGGAGAUGACAUGGGGCUAGGGAAGACCAUCCAAACUAUUGCUUUCCUGGCUGCUGUGGUUGGAAAUGAUGAGGAAGAGGAUGACUCUAAUUUACAGAAGGGGGACCAGUUGGUAAAGAAAGGGCCUGUGUUGAUCGUUUGCCCUACUUCUGUUAUUCACAAUUGGGAAGAUGAAUUUUCUAAAUGGGGUUCCUUUAGUGUUGCUGUUUAUCAUGGACCAAAUCGUGAUCUUACUUUGGAGAAACUUGAAACACAUGUGGUUCAGAUACUUAUUACCAGUUUUGAUUCAUUUAGAAUUCAUGGUACAAUCCUAUCUGAGGUUCAAUGGGAUAUUGUGGUGGUUGAUGAGGCACACAGAUUGAAAAAUGAAAAAUCAAAACUUUAUAUUGCAUGCUUAGAAAUUAAAACCAGGAAACGCUUUGGUCUUACUGGUACAGUAAUGCAGAAUAAAAUUAUGGAGCUGUUUAAUCUUUUUGAUUGGGUUGCACCCGGUUCCCUAGGGACACGGGAACAUUUUCGAGAGUUCUACGAUGAACCACUCAAGCAUGGUCAGAGGUCUAAUGCUCCCGAACGAUUUGUUCAAGUAGCAGAUGAGCGUAAGCAGCACCUAGUGGAAGUUUUGCAUACAUAUCUAUUGAGAAGGACCAAGGAGGAGACUAUUGGACAUCUAAUGAGGGGUAAAGAAGAUAAUGUUGUGUUUUGUGCAAUGAGUGAGUUGCAGAAGCGUGUAUACAGUGGGAUGUUACAAUCGCCAGAUAUCCAAUGUCUGAUAAAUAAAGACCUACCUUGUAGCUGUGGAAGUCCUCUAACUCAGGUGGAGUGCUGCAACAGGAUUGUGCCAAAUGGAAUAAUAUGGCGUUAUCUUCAUAGGGACAACCCUGAAGGAUGUGAUUCAUGUCCCUUCUGCCUUGUACUUCCUUGCCUUGUAAAGCUUCAGCAGAUAAGCAAUCAUCUGGAGCUGAUUAAGCCUAAUCCCAGGGAUGAUAUAGAGAAACAGAGGAAAGAUGCGGAGUUUGCCUCUGCUGUCUUUGGUGCUGAUAUUGACUUGGUUGGGGGAAAUACUCAGAAUGAGAGCUUCAUGGGCCUUAGUGAUGUUGAACACUGUGGAAAAAUGCGAGCUUUGGAACGGUUUAUGUCAUCAUGGGUUGUACAGGGUGAUAAAAUUCUUCUGUUCAGCUAUUCUGUCAGGAUGUUGGACAUACUGGAAAAGUUUCUCAUACGCAAAGGUUAUUGCUUCUCCAGACUCGACGGUUCAACUCCAUCCAGCUUACGGCAGUCACUUGUUGAUGACUUCAACUCAAGUCCAAGCAAACAGGUGUUCCUCAUAUCAACUCGAGCUGGAGGGUUGGGCCUGAAUCUUGUCAGUGCAAAUCGUGUUGUAAUAUUUGAUCCAAAUUGGAACCCAGCACAGGACUUACAGGCACAAGACAGGUCAUUUCGUUAUGGGCAAAAACGACAUGUAGUGGUUUUUCGCCUUCUUGCAGCUGGCUCACUUGAGGAACUUGUGUAUUCCCGUCAGGUAUACAAACAGCAGCUAUCAAACAUUGCUGUUUCAGGAAAAAUGGAAAAACGGUAUUUUGAAGGUGUACAGGAUUGCAAAGAAUUUCAGGGUGAGCUUUUUGGAAUUAGCAAUCUGUUCCGUGAUCUGUCUGAUAAGCAUUUUACCAGUGAGAUCAUUGAAUCACAUGAGAAGUGGGGACAAGAACAUGGGCAUCAAAAUAGAAAGGCAGGUCCAUCUGAACUUGGGAAAAAUCUUGUUUCUUCAAAGGAAGAAAGUGAAACAUUUUUGUCGGGCCCAAAAUCCCGAGAAUCUGAUGAGUUGGACACAGCUAUAACUGAUAAACCAAUGCUUGAAGAUUUAGGAAUUGUCUAUGCUCAUCGUAAUGAAGACAUUGUCAACUUCGGGCCCGGGCUCCACAGCAGGAAAGAUGUGAGCAUGCCCAAGAAUGAUACCACCGAACAGCCAUCCAGACCCAAAUUAGGGAAAAGAAAUUCUAAUGGAACCCAAAAUGUUCGAAAUAGAGAAGAAGCUUCAUUAAAGAAGCAGAAGAAGGUCCAGUUCAGUCACCUUGCUCAGUUUAUGGGUAUGGGGGAAGUAGAGUUAAGCAAGUGGUUACUAUCUGCUUCAUUGUCAGAGAGGGAAAGAGUGCUUUGGAACUACAGGAAAUACAAAGAGAAGUUGAACAAUGGCUGAAGGAAAUAACUCAUUUUCACUUUGUAUAGAGUCACGUCAGCUUACUGUAAAUAUACAUGGUGUGGAUAAUAGAUACUUGUGGUCCCGGCCAAUGUUCAAAGUUGUAUUACAAAAGAUUACUUCGGCAAUUUUUCCAUUGUUAAAUCUUAUUACAAAGGCUCGAGUCAUGGUUAAAAUGUCCA